AUGUCUCAUAAAUCAACGACGCGCAUGCUCACACUGACUUCCCUUGUCAUUGCAGUCUUACAUAUUACUUACGGAGCAACAGAUUCAAGCAAUGACCAGCUUCCUUCUUUAAAAACAGAAAGCGAUAAAUCUCCCCUGUCCAUUGAGAUCGUUUCUAACAUGGGAAAACCCGGGGCUUUGCUGUAUGAUCUAGAAUCGGUGGCGACUAUCACGUUAAAAUACCAGCUCAACUGUACAUCUGUCGACGUUGUUCACACAAUUUUGGCCUCGACCUCAGACCAUCACGUCGCUGUCAUCACAGAUAAUUCUUCUUUUGACAUUUCCUGCAACCCUGCUCGCUCGGGGGACAAUAGUUUCAAUGAAACAGAUAAUUUUGAGACAUCAACUACAGACAGGAUUGAAGAAUGGAAUUCAUCAGUAGAAAAUUCUAGCAUUGUGAACUUACUUAGAGGGGAGGUAAGAAUGACAGUUAACGCUAAGUUGAUUGGAAGAUCGUUCCUAAUUUUACAUGCGCAGGAGAGGCAUUUAAACCUUAGUCAAACCGACGGAGAUCCUUCUUCUUCUCCUACAUUCCACUGGCUAUCCUUGACUGAAACGACUACCAAAUAUAGCUACCAAUUUGCAUCUGAAUUCGGACAGGAACUGCAAGAAUCACAGAACUCCAAUCAACUAUCCAGCAAUGAAGAAAUGCCGACGGUUGAAGUUACCAGAGUUAUGAUCAUUGUUAUGAAGCUCCCGCGGACGCUUGACAAGGUGUUCCGGAUAGUUCUGUACAACGUGAUUAUCAUGGCAACGAUCGGCAUGGGUGUGAAGAUCGACUUUGUGGUUAUCAGGAAAGUGCUGAAGAAUCCAGUUGCACCGGUUAUCGGACUUUGUUGUCAAUAUAUCUGUAUGCCAGUGAUAGCUUACGGAGUUGCUAGAGUCGUGCCCCAGGAGUCUGCCGCAGUCUCAUUGGGUAUCUUCACUUGUGGGAUCGUCCCCGGGGGCGGGAUGAGCAACAUGUUUACUUACCUAUUGGGUGGCGACCUGUCACUGUCGGCUACCAUGACAACAAUGAGUAAUAUAGCAGCAUUGGGUCUUCUCCCAGCCUGGCUGUUCACCCUGGGCAACACGUUCCAAGACGAGACCUCCAAGAUGCACGUGCCAUACGUGAACAUUCUAGAAGCGCUGGCGAUAUCUAUUCUGCCGCUGUUUCUGGGCAUGCUAAUUAAAUACAAGCUUCCCAAACUAGCAGUCAUCAUCAGCAAAGUCCUGAAGCCAGUUCUCAUCGUCGUGGUGACGUUCAGCAUCAGCCUGGGCAUCUACACCAACUUCUACAUCUUCAAGAUGAUCCGCCCGAUGACGCUGUUGGCCGGAUGUCUGUUGCCUUAUAUCGGCUACCUCAUUGGCGGCUUCGUUUCCUUCGUCUGCUUCCGCACCUGGACAGACAUCAAGACCAUUGCCAUAGAAACUGGCAUUCAGAAUACAGGCAUCGCCUUCCUCAUCCUCUUCUUGUCGCUACAACCCCCAGACAACCAGCUGGCAGCUGUGGCCCCAGCAGCCUCGGCCAUCAUGACUCCACAACCUCUCUUCAUCGCCGUUCUUCUCUACACCAUCUACCAGCGCUGCACUACUAGAAAACAGAAAACCGGAAAUGACGAAAUAAAAAUGGCUGAAGACGGAAACGGAAAUGCCGAAAAGAAAGAAAGCCAAGAUGGCGUCGAUGUUCCUGCUCAAGAGAAAGAGAAGGCGUUAAUUGUUGUUCUUUGGCGAAUAUUGACUGGUCGUGGAGUUGAGAUAGAUUCAGCAAAUGGGAAGAAGAAUAUAAAGGAGUUGGAUCUUAUGCUUCCACAGAACGAUAAGCACAUGAAGGUGUAG
Messenger RNA from Candidula unifasciata, 1857 nucleotides. NCBI's taxonomy places the organism in Eukaryota, Metazoa, Mollusca, Gastropoda, Stylommatophora, Geomitridae. The record is from the annotation of a GenBank genome assembly.